AUGACUCAAGCUCCGCCAAAGAGAAUCUUGUUUUUCCACGGCUACACCCAAAACGCAGCCUUGUUCCGCGCCAAGACCUCAGCCCUCCGCAAAAAGCUCCAAAAAUUUGGCUUCAAUUGCAUCUACCUCAACGCACCCUACGUGUUAUCACCAGCUGAUCUCCCCACGACGGACUCCCUCUCCAAAUUCGGCUCCGCUACAUCGGGAGAGGAGAGUCCCGUGACGUAUAGAGGGUGGUGGAUCAAGCCGAAUAAGAGCAACGACUGCAUCGAUCUUGAUUUGUCGAUCGCGGCCGUGCGCGAUUAUGUCCAAUCUGGGGAGAUCAUCGCUGACGACGAGAAGGAGGAGAAGAGCGAGAGCAAGAGCAAGGGCAAGAGUCAGGAGGGUUCCGAGGAUGGCGACGUGGUUGGUCUAAUUGGGUUUUCUCAAGGGGCAUCAUUCGCGGGACUCAUAGCUGAGAAAUUCAAUGAGUUGUUCGGCGCACGAGGCCAUCACGUGAAGUUCGUUGUGUGCUACUCCGGUUUCAAAUUGGACACUUCUCCAAGAUCCGGCAAUGAGAAAUACCAAGGGUAUUAUCGUGGUGGUGGUGAUGGGCGUUUGAGGUAUUUGCAUGUGUAUGGCGAGUUAGAUACCGUGGUUGAUGAAACUCGGAGUUUGACUUUGUAUCAGGCAAAGCAACUGGUGAGUGAUGUAUUGAAGCAUCCCGGGGGUCAUUUUGUGCCCAACUCUAAACUUUACGUUGAUCAGGUUUGCGGAUGGGUUCUGAAUGUCAUGAAUGGGGAGGAGCCAGAAAAGCUGGAGAAGCAGGGGAACGACAACGACAACAAGAAGAGUAAAGACGACGACAUUGAUGAAUUGUUGGCUAUGAUGGAUGGGUUCGGCAAAGCUUAA
This is a messenger RNA of Lodderomyces beijingensis, 891 nucleotides long. Lineage: Eukaryota; Fungi; Ascomycota; Pichiomycetes; Serinales; Debaryomycetaceae. The record is from the annotation of a GenBank genome assembly.